Hymenoscyphus albidus is the source of this 651-nucleotide messenger RNA. The record is from the annotation of a GenBank genome assembly. Lineage: Eukaryota; Fungi; Ascomycota; Leotiomycetes; Helotiales; Helotiaceae.
AUGCCACGGACCAAGAGCAAGACGGCUGGACGGAAAGUUGAGGGUUCGUCUAGGGGUGGCAGCAGUUCGUAAGGCAGCCCAAGCAUCUGUACCUCUCCGUCUUAACCGACUAAUCUUCUCAUCAGCGAGUCCAGGAUCGAAAGAAGACCCCCAGCUUCUUCUUACACUUCAAGUGCCAGCCAGCAUGGGCAAUCUACCUCUAGCAACACCGCAUAUUCAAAGUUAGUGCUCCCCAUUCUUCUCCAAAGAACGCACUUAUAGGCUCCUUUUACUGAUCUUAAGUUCUACUGGAUAGUGCCUCUCAAUACCAACCUCGGCAAACAGCCUCCUCACAGCUCCUCGCCUGGCAAGACGAAACAAACGACCAGAACCUCACCUGGACAGAAAAGAUAGAGAGACAGAAAUGGCUGCAGUAGCCUUGCAUUCGGAGCCUGAGUAAAUUUGUGUAGGAUGGGAGUUCCUGCUCUGGAGAUCUCUGUACGAAAUGAUGAAUAGCGUGUUGCCUGAAUCUGAUUGGUGGGAAAUAUUCACAUGCUGUCCGGUGCAUGGAUGGCGUUUUGCAGGAGAAAAUGGAUGAUCUGAGAUAUUUUGUUGCAGCUGGGAGUAUGGGUAUAUGGGAGCUUAUGUUUUAUGAUUGGAUGAAGGGGGGUA